Messenger RNA from Bombina bombina (fire-bellied toad), 6422 nucleotides. It is a transcript of the gene CYSLTR1, whose product is annotated as cysteinyl leukotriene receptor 1. The record is from RefSeq and is a predicted model, not a curated record. Gene Ontology annotation, molecular function: leukotriene receptor activity. The transcript has 2 exons. Bases 171 to 1214 code for a protein of 347 amino acids. Lineage: Eukaryota; Metazoa; Chordata; Amphibia; Anura; Bombinatoridae. Gene Ontology annotation, cellular component: plasma membrane. Gene Ontology annotation, biological process: G protein-coupled receptor signaling pathway.
UUCCACACAAAGAAAAAGUUUAGUUGCUGCUUUGCUUAUCAGUCCAGAAGUAACUGCUCAGGAGAUUAUGCACUAUCUGCAUCAUGGGUAAACUUCAGUGACAUUAACCAAACAAAAGGAACGUCACCUGAAUUUAAAAAUUUUGAAUUUAUACUCAGAAGAUAGAAGCCAUGUUAAAUACUUCAGCCAUGAUGUAUCAGGUGAAUAGUGCAAACUGUUCCACCAUUGAUGAGUUCCGGAACAAAGUCUACUCUACAGCAUAUUCCAUGUUUACCCUGUUUGGCCUUAUCGGGAAUGGUUUUGCUUUGUUUAUUCUUCUAAAAGCCUACAAUCAGAAAACAGCUUUCCACAUCUACAUGGUAAAUCUGGCUAUAUCUGACUUACUCUUCAUUUGCACUCUUCCUUUCCGGAUUGCAUAUUAUGUCAACAAAGGACAAUGGUACUUUGGGGAUAUCAUCUGUCGGAUUAGUUCCUAUGUCUUCUAUGUAAAUUUGUAUUGUAGCAUAUUCAUCCUUACAGCCAUGAGCUUCAGUAGGUUUUUAGCUAUUGUUUAUCCCGUUAAGAACCUAAAACUGGUCUCGGUUAAAAAGGCUAAAUGGGUUUGUAUUUUAAUAUGGAUUUUUGUCACCACAACAACUUCUCCAUUUCUGCUAACAGGUUCUCAAAAGAUCGAUAACAAGACAAAAUGCUUUGAACCUCCAUCCUCUCAAAAGACAAAAACAUUGUUUGCCCUCAACUAUUUUUCGCUUAUUGUUGGUUUUAUUAUCCCAUUUACUAUUAUUUUGGUUUGUUACACAAUGAUCAUUCGGACAUUACUGAAAAACUCAAUGCAGAAACAGCAGGCUUCCCGCAAGAAAGCAGUCAGAAUGAUCAUCAUUGUUAUGGCUGUGUUUUUUCUCAGCUUUAUGCCAUAUCAUAUCCAGCGCACUGUGCAUCUUCAUUUCCUCAAACAAAACAAAAUGUGUGAGCAGCAGAUUUCAAUGCAGAAAACAGUUGUAAUUACCCUUGCAUUAGCAGCCUCCAAUUGCUGCUUCGAUCCAAUGCUUUAUUUCUUUUCAGGAGAGAAUUUUAGAAGAAGACUCUCUACCUUCAGAAAGCAAUCUCUUUCAAGUGUUGCUCCAGAUGGCAAAAGGAAAAAGUCAGAUAGUUUACAGGUAAAGGCAGAAUUAUUUAAUGAAAAACAGGUCAGCAGUGAAAGUGAAAUGGCUCAUUGAAAAAUUGUGGAGUAGUCACUAAGAAAUGAGUUUAUUGUAGCAAUUACUUAACUUAUUUUGUUUACUUGCACACUUUGGAAUAAUGAACCAUGUUGCUGUUAUUCUAAAGUAAGUUAAAUUAACUGAGUGACUAUAUAACCAAGGAAAACCAGUUUGGCAAGUCACAAAUUGCAAAAAUAUAUGUAACCAAUAAACAAACCUUCAAACCCUGCAUGUGUGCCAACAGCAACAAAACCAUGUGUAUUCAAUAUGCAAAUAACUAAACUCUGCAUGUGUGCUAACGGGCAAAAAAAUCAACAACAAAAAAAACAUAUGUAUUCAAUAGACAAAUUACCAAACCCUGCAUGUGUGCCAAUGAGCAACAAAACUAUGUGUAUUCAAUAGACAACCAAACUGCAUGUGUCAUCAUGAGCAAAAAAACCUUAUAUAUUCAUUAGAUACAUAACCAAAUCCUGCAUGUGUGCCAGCAAGCAACAUAACCAGAUGUAUUCAAUAGAAAAAUAACGAAAUCCUAUAUGUGAACAAGCAACAAAAUAAUAUGUAUUCAACAGACAGAUAACCAAACCCUGCAAGGAAACAAGCAAGGAAACCCCCAACAAGCAAGGAAACCCUGUAUUCAAUAAGCAUGCCACCAACACCUGCAUGUGUGCCAACAAGCAAGAAAACCCUGUGUUCAAUAAGCAUGCCACUAACACCUGCAUGUGUGUCAACCAGCAAGGAAACUACUUGUUCAAUAAGCAUGCCACCAACACCUGCAUGUGUGCCAACAAGCAAGGAAACUACUUGUUCAAUAAGCAUGCCACUAACACCUGCAUGUGUGCCAAUAAGCAAGGAAACCCUGUGUUCAAUAAGCAUGCCACCAACACCUGCAUGUGUGUCAUCAAGCAAGGAAACCCUGUGUUCAAUAAGCAUGCCACUAACACCUGCAUGUAUGCCAACAAGCAAGGGAACCCUGUGUUUAAUAAGCAUGCCACCAACACCUGCAUGUGUGUCAUUAAGCAAGGAAACCCUGUGUUCAAUAAGCAUGCCACUAACACCUGCAUGUGUGCCAAUAAGCAAGGAAACCCUGUGUUUAAUAAGCAUGCCACUAACACCUGCAUGUGUGCCAUCAAGCAAGGAAACCCUGUGUUCAAUAAGCAUGCCACCAACACCUGCAUGUGUGCCAACAAGCAAGGGAAUCCUGUAUCCAGAAAGCAUGCAAUAACACCUGCAUGUGUGCCAACAAGCAAGAGAACCCUGUGUUCAAUAAGCAUGCCACUAACACCUGCAUGUGUGCCAACAAGCAAGGAAACUACUUGUUCAAUAAGAAUGCCACCAACACCUGCAUGUGUGCCAUCAAGCAAGGAAACCCUGUGUUCAAUAAGCAUGCCACUAACACCUGCAUGUGUGCCAACAAGCAAGGGAAUUCUGUGUUUAAUAAGCAUGCCACUAACACCUGCAUGUGUGCCAACAAGCAAGAAAACUACUUAUUCAAUAAGCAUGCCACCAACACCUGCAUGUGUGCCAACAAGCAAGAGAACCCUGUGUUCAAUAAGCAUGCCACUAACACCUGCAUGUGUGCCAACAAGCAAGGAAACUACUUGUUCAAUAAGAAUGCCACCAACACCUGAAUGUGUGCCAACAAGCAAGGAAACCCUGUGUUUAAUAAGCAUGCCACCAACACCUGCAUGUGUGCCAUCAAGCAAGGAAACCCUGUGUUCAAUAAGCAUGCCACUAACACCUGCAUGUGUGCCAACAAGCAAGGGAAUUCUGUGUUUAAUAAGCAUGCCACUAACACCUGCAUGUGUUCCAACAAGCAAGAAAACCCAGAGUUCAAUAAGCAUGCCACUAACAUCUGCAUGUGUGCCGACAAGCAAGGAAACUACUUAUUCAAUAAGCAUGCCACUAACACCUGCAUGUGUGCCAUCAAGCAAGGAAACCCUGUGUUCAAUAAGCAUGCCAUCAACACCUGCAUGUGUGCCAACAAGCAAGGAAACCCUGUGUUGAAUAAGCAUGCCGCCUACAUCGGCAUGUGUGCCAACAAGCAAGGAAACCCUCUGUUCAAUAAUCAUGCCAGCAAACCCUACAUGUGUGCCAGUAGGCAAGAAACCCCUGUGUUCAAUAAGCAUGCCAGAAAACCCUGCAUUUGUGCAAACAAGCAAGGAACACGUGUUCAAUAAGCAAGCCACUUAUCCCUGCAUGUGUGCCAAUAGGCAAGAAAACCCUGUGCUUUAUAAGCAUGCCACCAAACCCUGUAUGUGUGCCAACAGGCAAAAAAAAAUGUGUUUGACAAACAGCCAACAAAUCCUUGAAUUAAUGCAAGAAAUAUAUAUGUUUGAUCAACAUUUUGUAUGAAAGCUGUCACUGAAUCUUAUAUAUGUGAUGCAUAAAACUCAGUACUUAAUACAUACAGUAUAUAUUAGUAUUACCAAAAUAUAGUUCUUUUUUUUGCUUAACUGGCGCCUGACAUGUAAUCGUUUGCAUGUUGUGAUACCUUUAAGUGAAGUUAAACAUUUGUAGACUUUGCAUUAAUCUUUUUAUACAAUCCGACAUGAUGAUCUAUAUGUUACUAAAAAGAAUCUUACCUUACUAAUAAUAUUACAUUAUGUUUUAUGUGUCUAAGGAGUUUGUAAUUAGCCUGACACUAGUUUCUACAAAUACAAAUUGAAAAAGUGUGGUACUGAAUACAAAGUAUUGUAUAAGAAUGAAUACUGUAAAAAUAGGCUCACAAUCGUAAUAAUCUGGUUACAUAAAAAUACAAUUUGGUGCAUAUGAUUUAUGAACUUAAAGUCAUGGAACUGUCAUGGGAUUCAUAUAGACUGUAUGCAGGUGCAAUAUCAGAAGAAUGAUCGUUGAAGGAUGCAAUGGACAUUUUACUAAAUAAUUUAUGAAGGACGUCAAUCACAAACACAUUCUGCUUAUUAUAAGCGCUGCAGUUACACAUCUUUUCAAGGAUAUGAAAAACUGAUUACUGUCAUAGAAAUGAUUAUAUUAUAAUAUUGUAAAUAGAUUAAACAGAAGCAAAUUGCACUGUUGAAUACAAGAUUGAUAGAAAGUUAAAACAAUGAGACAUGUCAAAUGUAGAUGUUCUCUCAUACAUAGUUGCUAAUGAAUGAAUGUAUAUAUGUAUAUCAGAUCAGGGAUUUUCAACUCAAGUAUCAAUAAUGAGUCAAUACAGGGGAAAUAAUCCCAAGAGGAGAAAUUCUUCAAAUCUGAUUUGUUCUGGUUCCUUGAGGACUGGGACUGAAAAAAACUGCAAUUAAAUAAAAAAUCUUGGUUACCUGGUGAGCACUGAAUAAGCUAUUUUUAUGGUAAAGCUUGCACUUGUCAUCAAGGUAUCUUGUAGUGUAAUACCUUUUAGAGAAACAACUUAAAGGGACAUAAAGCUGUAGUAAGAAAAUGCAAUAAUACAUUACACCAUUUUUGUAUUGUAGUUGCCUAAAUCUGAGUCAAAAGAAAUAAACACAUAGAUCAAGUCAGCCCUGGACUGCUAUCUGCUAAUGCAUUACUCGUUGGGACAUGGCUGAUCAGGGUCAUAUGUGUCUGUAGCUACCAAUUACUGAAUUUCAGGAUCAGCAGUUUAUUGUCAUUCCGGGGCUGACUUUAUGAUUUUAAACACAGGCAAAGCCAAGCAGUAGUGCAAUAAGAAAAUCAUCUGCAUCACUCAUUAGAGCAUUUUAUUACAACUUUAUGUCCAUUUGAAAGUAUUUGAUAGUCGUAUGAAAUAAGCUCUGUACUUCCUGUAUUUAUAUUUUUCUAUCUGCCCCUAAAAAUGUUUUAUAUUCUUUUCAAGUACCAAUAGCUCACUUUGCACUAUUCAUUUUUUUAUUUUAUUUACUUGUUUUUUAUUAUUAUCAUUGUUUGUAGAAAUUCUGCAGUCCUAGACAGGAGGUACAAUACGUACAGACAAGACAAGGAUAAGUAGACACAACAAUGAUAUGGACUAUUGCUCUGUACAGAGUUUACAAUCUACAGCAGUUGCCAAAACAUUGUGUGUGAGUAGAUUGCAGUUAGUGCUAGUUGUGGGUCUGGUCUUUCAGUAUUGGUCAUGGAUUUGCAUUCAAUUUGAUGAGGUUUGGUAGUAGACUUCUUUGAACAGGUACAUUGAGGGAUGAUUUUAAAGGGGAGUUCCUCAGUGAAAGGAUUGGUACAGAAGAGCAGCAAAGAAAAGAAAUAGCGGUAGCAUUUAGAAUCCAUUGGGUUGGGAAACAUUUUUUUAGAGAUAGAAAAAAUAGACAGAUGUUGCAAUAGUCUAGUAUUUAAAUUAAUGGGUUAGAAUAUUUUAUGUGUCUUGAAUGUGAAAUUGACAUAUUUUAAUUAUUUUUAGACUAAUUUAAAGUGAGUGGUAUGGGCUGUGGACUAAGUUCCUUAAAGGGACAGUCAAGUCCAAAAAAAAACUUUCAUGUUUCAAAUAGGGCAUGUAAUUUUAAACAACUUUCCAAUUUACUUUUAUCACCAAUUUUGCUUUGUUCUCUUGGUAUUCUUAGUUGAAAGCUAAACCUAGGAGGUUCAUAUGCUAAUUUCUUAGACCUUGAAGGCCGCCUCUAAUCUAUAUGCAUUUUGAUAGUUUUUCACCACUAGAGGGCAUUAGUUCACAUGUUUCAUAUAGAUAACAUUGAGCUCAUGCACGUGAAUUUACCAUGGAUACAGCUCUGAUUGGCUAAAAUGCAAGUCUGUCAAAAGAACUGAAAUAAGGGGGCAGUCUGCUGAGGCUUAGAUACAAGGUAAUCACAGAGGUAAAAUGUGUAUAAUUAUAACUGUGUUGGUUAUGCAAAACUGGGGAGUUGGUAAUUAAGGGAUUAUCUAAUCUAAAUUCUGGUGUUGACUGUCCCUUUAAAAAAAUGGCUCCCUUUGUGAUAUAAAUAUUGAAAAAAAUAUAAAUAUGAUAAAUUCUGUCAUUUGUAAAUAAAACUCACUGAAUAGCACUGAUUGUGUAUUUUUAAGUUCUAGUGUUAAUUUUGAUAUAAAUAUUUCUGGUAAACACCAUGUUGUAUUAAGAAUGCUGUUAUCUGUGUCCAUAUAUUGGCUGCUGUUCUGUGACAAACAUUUAAUAUGAUAAUCUGUAUUUCCUCACCCAAUGUGUAAAGUGCUCCUCUACUGUUUGUACUGAACAAGAUCUAGAUUGCAAUGUAUUUUUCUUUAGGUUCUUGCAAUGCUAAAAUGAGAGGAUGAUAUAUAUCCUCCACCAGUAAAAUUAAAGGCUUGGAAAAGAGUUUUUGUAUAUUGAUA